Messenger RNA from Diospyros lotus (date-plum), 2563 nucleotides. RefSeq names its product protein IQ-DOMAIN 5. Lineage: Eukaryota; Viridiplantae; Streptophyta; Magnoliopsida; Ericales; Ebenaceae. The transcript has 8 exons. The record is from RefSeq and is a predicted model, not a curated record. The coding region runs from base 476 to 1774 and encodes 432 amino acids. Gene Ontology annotation, molecular function: protein binding.
AGCACGGCCUACCGCCCUCCAAACGACGACGUUUCGCCUGCCAUUAACCCCACCACCGGGUCAACUUAGCCUCCCCCACUGCUCCCACCUGUCUCCGUGUCUUGCUUGCAUUUCUACUGACUCUUCAGUAGAGGGGUGAAGUAAAAGUAUUGAGUACCUGUGUGGAUGGAUGGAUUUCGGAGAGAGAGAGAAAGAGGGAAAAUCAGAUAGAAAAUCAGAUCAAUUCGAAUCGAUCUUCGGAGCUCGCAAAUUGAAAGGCAGGCACUGAUGUUGAUUGCGAGAUUUUUACUUUCUGUUGACUGAUUGAUUGAUAGAUCCACGACCACAUAAAAGUCUAGAUUUUGGCAAUUUGCCGGCAUUUUAGUUUUUAAUUUACAUUUCGGGAGGAUCUGUUUGAAUUGAACGGAAUUGGUCUGGUUUAUGAAUUGGGGCUUCGCUGGGAACCGGCUUAUUAGCAGUGUUAGGUGGGAUAAUUAUGGGUCUCCCUGGAAAGUGGAUUAAAGCAUUGGUUGGUUCAAAGAAGUCAGAAAAGUCACAAUCCUCAGAGAAGGGUGAAAAUAGAAUUGAAAAGGUUCGGCACCGGCGAAAGCAUUCAGUAGAGAUCAAUACUGAUGUACUUCAAGAAGAGUUCAAUCAGAAUGCUGCUCCACCAGUUGUGGACGCUGACAAUCAUUCAGUUGUAGAUGCUGCUGAUUCCCCCUCUAGCUCACUUCAAGUGCAGGAUUCAGCUCAAGUUCAACAGAAUACAAGAGAAGAGUGGGCAGCCACCCGCAUCCAAACAGCUUUUAGAGGAUUUUUGGCUAGGCGAGCUUUACGAGCUUUGAAAGGUCUGGUAAGACUUCAAGCCCUUGUUAGGGGCCAUGCUGUAAGGAAGCAAGCGGCAAUAACUCUACGUUGUAUGCAAGCUCUAGUGAGGGUUCAAGCUCGUGUUCGAGCUCGGCGUGUUCGCUUGGCAUUGGAAAAUCAAACGGCACAACAAAAACUUCAGCAACAACUUGAACACGAGACUCGUGUUCGGGAAAUUGAGGGAGGAUGGUGUGACAUUGUGGGAUCUGUUGAAGACAUUCAAGCCAAGUUGUUAAAGAGGCAGGAGGCAGCUGCCAAGCGUGAGAGGGCGAUGGCAUAUGCUUUAGCUCAUCAGUGGCAGGCAAGGCAGCAAGCAGCUCCCUCUGGUUUUGAACCUGAUAAAAACAACUGGGGAUGGAACUGGUUGGAGAGAUGGAUGGCUGUUCGUCCAUGGGAAAACCGCUUUCUUGACAUUAAUCUCAAAGAUGGGAUGAUGAUUAAUAAGAAUGGAUCUGCUGAAGAAAAGAAUGAAACCAAGACCCUACUGAAAUUUGCUGGCAAGAAGCCCAUUUCUUCAAACGUUCAACAGAACCUGUCAAAUCACAAAAUGGGUCUGUCUCCUUCCGAUGGCUGUAGCUCUUCACCCAACAAGUCCUCAAGCACACAAGAGGCACCUGCUGGACGUUUUACAAGGCCACAGUCUAAGCCACCUGUUGGAGAUUUGGUUGAUGAAGCUGGAUCAAAACCUGGUAUUGGCUCAAGAUCCCAUAGCAAUCCAAAAGAGAGAUCAACUGUUGCUGAUAAGCAGUCAAAGAAGCGGUUAUCUCUUCCUAACCGUGCACAAGUGCAAGGGCUUGGGGCUCAAACUGUCAGGCUACCGGGCAGGACUGGUGUAAAAAGGACUUCAAGUGCACAGAAGUCCGUGAAGGAUAAACCCAAGUUAAAUGGAAAUGACAUAAAUCCAACGAAUUCUGUUCCAGACUGUUGAUCUGUAUCUUAAAGACACUUAUGGAAGAUCUUUUCCAUGGAAGAGCUGCCCUCUUCAGUUUGUACAUAGUGGAUCCUUCUUGCAAGGAGUUGCAGUGAAAUUCUUCUUAUCAUGUCUUCUUGAGGAGACGGACUUGUCGGAGAAAUAAGAAUAGCAUGGUUUGAGUUAAGGCUGCUGGGGUGUUGGUUAAUGUUGUCCAUUUAGUUGGUCGGUUGUAUUUACCUUUGAAGGUUAAGUUUACGUCUUGGUGUGAUGGUAUAUCUUGUGGGUGUCCUAUUUCAUUCUUUGAUUGUCGUGGAGUAUGUUCAUGCUCGAACUUACCGGUAAAGGAGAUUGGGGAAUGCAACAUGCCUGAAAGAGAAAUGUUUCAUUUGUAAGUACGGAGUGUUUCUUCCAUGAGAAGUGUAGAAUUGGCAUCAAUAUAUGUAGCUUUAUAAUUCUGAGGUGUGUGCUAAAAGUACGUUGUUUUUGUUUCUAUGUCCAAAAAGAGAAAGCCACCAUUGGCAUCGUGUGGAAGUUGGAUCAUGUCCUCCUCCUCUUGGAUGCCAAGCGGGAAAGAGAUGGGAAAUCUUUGAAGUUUCUUCAGUCAAGCAGGCUAGCUAGGACCAUUUAACCCGUCUGCAUGCUAAUCUGUUUUAGGCUGUUGUGUUGUUUACUUGGGCAGUUUUCUUGUGAGCAUUCUUGUUUUGGUGCUUAUCAGAAAGAACUUGGAGAGUUUAGAGAUGAAUAUCUGUUUUUAGAUCAAAUUAAAGCCUUUAUAAAGUAGGGAUAAAAUAGAGGGAUGCAUUG